Molecule: messenger RNA, 4073 nt
Organism: Acanthaster planci (crown-of-thorns starfish)
Lineage: Eukaryota; Metazoa; Echinodermata; Asteroidea; Valvatida; Acanthasteridae
Source: RefSeq, a predicted model, not a curated record
GGCUGCGAUUUUUCAUCUAUUUUAGAGGCCAUCAAGACUAUGAACUGGAAGCUGACACUCAGGAAGAGAAACAGAAGAUGUGCCGGUUAUUGUGCCUGAUUGUGGAAAACAACAAGUCCUCAGCCAAGGGUCGUGUUCUUACCCAAGCAGACUUAAGAGGAACACUGAGACGCUGUCAACAAGUUAUCAAGGAAGGAUUUUUGGAGAAGAAGAAUCACAAUCUGUACACCACAUACACAAGGAGAUGGAUUCGAAUACGAGAAGGUGAAUUGUCCUACUAUAAGCCAGAUGAUGACAAUCAGCAAGCUUUGAAUAUACUGCAACUGUCAGAUGAUGUAACCAUUGUAAAGAAACUCAACUUUAAUGGUUUUAGCAUUGCAACACGGAAGAAGGUCUACUUUUUUCGCAUCAUUCCAAGUGCAAAUGUAUCAGCAGCAGACAUUGAAAAAGAGAGGGACGAGUGGUUCAAGGCUAUCCGUUUUGCCUGUGGAGACAGAAGAGAUUCAGUGGCAAUCUUUGUGACAGAUGAAACGUUGCACAAAAAUUCCUUGGCAGCAUCAGCUGAGAGUAAACCCACUAGCGAAAGUUUUUAUCAAGCCAUGAGACACUUUCAGGAGGAAUUAGAGAGGCUUUCCUUAGUUAUCAACAGUUUGGAUGAAAGAGGUGAUGCAACGAAAGCCUUGCUACAGCUCCAGCAGAAAGCAAAAGUGAUUGAGACAAUGUUUUCUCAAAUAAGACCCUCAUCAGAUACAAGUUGCAGCGGUAUUUCUACAUCAGUGGACACAGAAACUUCCUCUCAUCUGGACCAGGCAAGCACUGUCACUCUGGAGACUGGUGAACAGAGUUACGAUGAACCACUCCCACUGCUGAUUAAAUCAGACCGUCACUCCCUCAUCAUUAGCAACAAUUGGGUGCUUCACAACGGCUGCAGUGCUGGAUUGAUGAAUGGAAAUUCUGUAAUUGUUGAUCCAUCAGAACCAAACUCUGAAAAUCACAGCGGAAAUGACACCCAUUCUACCGACAGUCUUGAACAAAGGACAGACAUGAUUGUCAAUGGCAUAACAAGUUGUUCGUCAAGUAGCCUGUCAGCAGUGUUUGAGUCUUUUAUUCCUCCCCCUCCGGCACCACCACCUCCACCAGAAAUGGUUGCACCCAUAACAAGGAAAUUUGAAGUCACCUCUAAAGUGAAAAUGCGACCAUUUCACUGGAACAAAGUGUCAGCCCUCAUGAUAAAAAAAUCUAUCUGGCAAAAUGCAAGAGACCUUACUGGGAAGGUAGAUACAGAGUUUCUCCAGCAAAUGUAUUCGCAGAAGUCAGAACAUAACAUUCCAGAGGCAGUUGAGAAAGUUGAAACAUCAAAGAGGAAACUGAAGACCUUUUUGGACCCAAAAGUUGCUCAGAAUCUUGGAAUAUUUCUUGCUGGCUUUAAAAUGGAUGCUGAAGAGUUGAAGUUCAGAUUGGCAAUUCUUUCAGAAAAAGACGGAGGACUCAGUGCUGAACAAAUUAAUAUGUUAAGACGGUAUUACCCAACAGCUGAAGACAUGGAAACGUACAAAAAAUUUAAAGAAAGGCAGGCUGAGCUUGAAAAUGCCGACCAGUUUAUGCUGCAGCUGUGUGAGAUUCCUCAUCUCAAAACAAAGUUGGAUGUGCUGAUGGUUGUCAAUGAACUCCCUGUUCAGUACGAAGACCUUGCUCCGACAAUUGACAAGGUUCAUGAUGCCAGCAAACUGCUUUGCACAAGUGAGAAGUUUGUGUCAAUCCUUGAACAUGUUCUCGCUGUUGGAAAUUUCAUCAACAGUGGGUCAGCCCAAGGGGUCUCCAUGGGCUUCAGACUGACUUCAUUACCAAAGUUAGCAGAUUGCAGGGGGAGAGACAAGACAUGCACACUUUUAAAGUAUGUUGUUCAGCAGAUCUACAAGGAGAGCCCCGAACUUCUUACCUUUGUAGAUGAAUUUACACCCAUGACUCAACUCUUUGAUGUGUCUGUCAAGGCACUGGAAGCUGAAGUUGAAGUGAUGAAGCGAGACCUGAACAACAUCAAGAAGAACAUGACAAUCCUUGCAAAAGUGGAAAACCCAUCUGAAAGAGAUGUUUCAUUCUUUGAUGAUGUUGCAGCAUUUGUCGAGCAGUAUGAACUGAAAGUUACAUCACUGCAAAAAAAAAGUGAAGCAAUGAAAUUUCUUUAUGAACAAAUGUUGGAGAGAUUUGCUGAGCCUCGAGGGAUAGACUCAAGUGAUAUUUUUACUGCAAUCGGCAAUUUCGUGAAAUCUUUCAAACGGGAAAUGGAUCUCAUACUUGCUGCAUCUGGGCUUGGAAGGAGAAUGUCCAAGAUGAAGGUGAACCAGUCAUACCUAAAAAAAGAUGAUAAGGCACACAUCGAAAGAGGAGCUCAAUUCUCAUCUUGUAAUGGAGAUACUGAGAAGAAAAUCAAUGGGGAACCCAUAGAUGACUCACCUUCCAAUCAUGUUGCUGCUUUGAGGAAAGCAUUCAGUUCAGGUGACAACAAGCCUUACAGUAAGCAGGGGCGAGAACUGCUUAAGGCAUUUCAGAAUAAGAAGCAAGAAAGAAGGCAUAUUUGGAACCCAACCAAAGAAGGCUACUUGGAAAAACUGAGCAAUACUAAGAGCCCUCUCACCUCAUCAUGGAAUAGACGUUUUUUUGAGCUUACAGCCAAAGGACACCUGUAUUACAGCAAGCGCAAGAAUGAAAAAAAUGUGGAGUCCAUCUAUUUGCGUGGUGUCCCUGUUGCACUAGAGGAUGAUAAAACACUGAUUUUACAAACUGAAGAAAGAUGCUAUAAGCUACGGGCUAACUCUCACAAAGAAGCACAGGAAUGGCUGGAAUGUAUUCUUUUUUAUACACACAAACCAGCUAGUUUUCCUAAACGUUCGCUUACACCGAAGUCGUUUGAAGUGCAGUAAAACAUUAUAGUUAUUCCACUUCAAUAGAAUGAACCAACUUUGAAUUCCUCUUUGGAAACAGACAGAAACAUAUGGCAUUUCCUUUUUUUCCUAGUGAGUGUAAAAUCAACUUUUAUCUGAAAUAUAUAUAAUUAUAUUUAUAAUUGUAAAAAUGUUUUGUAUUUUAUGAGUGUGUUUCAUUUACUUAUCUUUUAAUCAGAAGUGUCAUUGGGUUUCUAUGUGAACAAUAGUGAGCCAAAGUGUAUCUUUUAUGUUUGUCUUUUCAAAACAUUUGACAAUUUCUCUAAUUAGGCGCUAUUCCUUUUAAUUCCAUGUGAAGUUGGUACAUGUUGUAAUUUGAAUAUUAUGAGAGGGUCCCUGACCAGGUGGGCUUUACCGAUACGCAACAUCAGAUGCUCUGUAGUCAAAAACAAAAAAAUCUUACAAUAGACGGGGUAAACAUUAACAGAAGUAUUGUUUUUUUUUUCAUUGCUGUAGUCUGCAAUUUCAAAUCUGAGUAAAUAGCCAUGUCCAAGUUCAGCCUUUAAAAUAUCAGGAUAUAGAUAGAGACAAGUCAAGAAUAGUAAGUUUAUCACUUUAAACAUCUAGGCUGCUGCACCUAAACUGAGAUGACAGUCUAAUUUUUUUGCAGUCGGUGGAGACCAACCAGUUAAAAUGUUGAACCAAAAAAUUAUUUUCUUUUGAUUAAAAUGAUUAGACAUGUGAAAGAAAUGUAAACUACCCACUCAAGGUUAAACACAUAGGUCCAGCUGAUUGUUCGGGUCGGCCACUGAGUAGUAGGUCAAGCCAUUUCUGAAGAACUAUCCAAGUCUUUGGUCCACAAGAGGAAAAAAAUAAGUAAAUGAUUUUCAUUAGAAUCGUCCGGGAGUUUGUACGUAAAUUGCUUUUCAGUUUUGUAGUAGCACGCACAAGUCACAUGUUAGAUAUACUGGUUUCGAUUCGAUUAGCUUCCAUGGGGCAUUCUCGAGUAAUGGUUGUAUACACUUUCUGCCAAACUAGAAAACUGUAGGGAUGAAUUGGUAAUUUUGAGAGGCCAAAAACUAUUAUGGCGAGCGAAUCUAAAUUUUCUGUGAAAGCUUUUUGGACUUGCUGCGAAUUGAGAGUAUAUUUUUGUGCUUUUUACACGUUUUUGAUGGAAUGAACAUUGAAAUA